AUGAGCGGUGUAGUGCGCACCGAGCCGCUGCGCGGGGAGCCUCCUCUGCGGGUGCCCGGCGACGCCUUUUCUGUGGUGGUUCUGCUGCAGGGCUACGCGGAGCCCGAGGGGGUCGGCGACGCCGUGCGCGCCGACGGCUCCGUGACCCUUGUUCUGCCCCAGGCCUGGGGCCCGGCCUCCGGCCACCGAGAGCCCCCGCCCGAGGGCUACGAGGCGAAGACCGCCCUGGAGGAGGCGGCCCGUGGCCCCAUCCUCGUGGACACCGCGGGGCCCUGGGCUCGAGAGGCGCUCUUGGGGGCCCUGGCGGGGCAGGGCGUGGCCCCGGGAGAUGUGACUCUGGUGGUGGGGACCCAUGGACACUCGGACCACAUCGGGAACCUGGGGCUGUUUCCCGCGGCGGCCCUGCUGGUCUCGCACGACUUUUGCCUCCCCGGGGGCCGCUACCUCCCCCACGGGCUGGCUGAGGAGCAGCCUCUGCGGUUGGGGCCGGGACUCGAGGUGUGGGCCACGCCCGGCCAUGGUGGCCAGCGGGACGUGAGCGUGGUGGUGGCUGGCACGGCCCUGGGUACCGUCAUGGUAGUGGGCGAUGUGUUUGAACGUGAUGGGGACGAGGACUCGUGGCAGGCGCUGAGUGAAGACCCGGUGUCCCAGGAGCACAGCCGGAAGAGGGUCCUAGCCACUGCCGACGUGGUCGUGCCUGGUCACGGAGCCCCCUUUAGGGUGAUCAGGGAAGCCUCGGCGCCAGAGACAGAGGGUCUGGGGAACAGCCGGCCAGAUCUCGUGAUCGGAGACAAGGAGCCCACGGUGCACCGAUAAACCCCAGUCUUGACUGAAUGCCUUUCAGGGACCCCAGCCCCCCACCCCCAGACAAGAAACUGACGUCCAGGACACGAGAGGAUGUGUCAGAGAGGAGUCAUGGGUCGUCACUUCCAGCCCUCGCAGGAGGCCAGUUUUCCAGCGAGGACAGAGUACUUUUGCCACAGCUGUCACCAGUAUCACUAGGACCAAGGACUGGCACAGCUGUGUGACACCUCUCGGGCUUCAUUAGUAAAAUGGCAGAAUGUUCUUGGGAGAGUCUUCCAAAAUAAAAGUAGAAACUGCAUUGAAAAUCAUACUGCCCUUCAACUAUUCUCCAAUAAAAAAUAAAAAAAAGUCAUACUGCCCUAAAUGUAAAUGUGAAGCGUUCAUAGUGAUAAUCAUGCAGAUAUAAUCCAGCAAGUGCAACAAGGAGACACUUUGGCGAUACAUCGCCUGUUUCUCAGAGGAAGCAGCUUGCUGAGAGAAGGUGCAGGGCAGACAGGUAUUCUAGUCAUCUGACUUUAAGUUAUUAAUUCGUUCAAUGAAUGCUGCUUAACACACCUGCAAUGUCUCAAGCACGGCUCGAGGUCAUGGGGAUACAGCAGUGAGCAAGCCAGACAAACUCAAGGAGACAGGAGAUAAGACCUUCAUAUGGAAGAUGUGUCCAUCUCCUACCAGAAGGAAAGUAACAUUCUUAUCAUCAAGGAUGGGAAGUUAAGACUUGGAAAAUUCUGUAAAACAGACCUUAUUAAAAUAAUUCCUGUCUUUCCACAGUUUAGUUGCUUUUCCACAAUCACCUCUUUGCUCAACCUGGUAUAAAAGCAU
This is a messenger RNA of Lagenorhynchus albirostris (white-beaked dolphin), 1623 nucleotides long. It is a transcript of the gene MBLAC1, whose product is annotated as metallo-beta-lactamase domain containing 1. The record is from RefSeq and is a predicted model, not a curated record. Bases 1 to 816 code for a protein of 271 amino acids. The transcript is spliced from 2 exons. NCBI's taxonomy places the organism in Eukaryota, Metazoa, Chordata, Mammalia, Artiodactyla, Delphinidae.